Nilaparvata lugens (brown planthopper) is the source of this 6921-nucleotide messenger RNA. RefSeq names its product DNA excision repair protein ERCC-6. NCBI's taxonomy places the organism in Eukaryota, Metazoa, Arthropoda, Insecta, Hemiptera, Delphacidae. Gene Ontology annotation, biological process: transcription-coupled nucleotide-excision repair. The record is from RefSeq and is a predicted model, not a curated record. Gene Ontology annotation, cellular component: nucleus. Gene Ontology annotation, molecular function: ATP-dependent chromatin remodeler activity; ATP binding.
UUUAUUUUCUUCACAGGUCAAUAAUGGAAGCAAACGAUGAAGACGGAGACGAUAACGAGGUAGUGCAUGAGUUAUAUUUGGAUGACUCAGUUCAGUACUCAAAUAUCAAUAUCAAGAAAGAGAAAUUUGAUGAUCACCAAACUAAAACGGAACUCUGCAAGUCGGUGUCAAAUCCUGAUGUUCCCUCGACAAGCCGAGGUGUUACAUCAAAUGAUAAAGUUGCUGAGCUAUUCCUUGAUGACUUACCUUCAUUCAAAAUUAAUAUAAAACAAGAAGUGCUAGGCCAUGAAAGCGCUGCUGAGUCAUUACCAAAUAGAGAUGUUUCCUCAACUAAUCAGGUAUUUGAUAGGGUUAACGCCUUUCCAUUAGGAGUUGAAACCAAAAUCAAAGAAGAGCCAGACAUUAAAGAGGAGCCUCCGCAUGUAAGUAGCGAGAAAUCCGGAUCUGAUUUGGGAGAAAUAGGUGAUGAAAAUGAGGAGAAUGAAGAGGACAAAGGGAAGAAUGCGGCGAAGAAGUUCCAAGUUGACCGGAGUGCUAUUCCAGAAAUCGCUAAAAGUGAACAGGCUUCAGAACUACAAGGACUGGAAGGAUUAUCAGUCUACAAGCAGGAAACCCUGGAGGCCGAAAUUCUGAAGCAAGUUGACAAUGCACUGACGGGCGGAAAUCAAACUGAUGAAAUCGAUCAUGGACCAGGGGUGGGGGUGGGGGUUGAUGGAGCGGAAGUCAGCUUCCCCCUGUUGGACAUGGGGAGGAGUGGGGAGACUGAGAUGGAGAGGAGUAUCAGGCUUGGAGAGAUGACUCCAUUCGGGACUACACUACUCGAUCAAAAGUCCAAGCGCACUGAGCCCAAAGAAAAAGGCGAUCUCAAUGAUGUUAUUCAAGGAUUAGAGAAAUACUUCAGAAACCAGGAGAAGCUGACACGAAAGCAAAACAACCGGAAACGUGAAGCUCGAAAGGAGAAGAGUGUCUCACCGCAGAAAAAACCGAAAUUAAGUCAGGACAAAAAUCCUCUGGACCGGAAAGUAUUGAAUCGAGACGGAUUGAAGAAGAAACCCAGGAAAAAAGAAAAACUGGGCACACAAACAGCGAAAGAUGAUGGUGAAUCUCCGGGACCUGUCUGUGGUGAAGAGAAUUAUUUCCAUCAAGAUGAUACUGAGAGUGAAUAUGUGCCUUCCUCUGAAGAAGAAUUUUUCUCGAGUGAUGAUAACAAAAACCAUGUCAAAUCAAAAUCCUUACCAAGAACCUCCACUAAACGCAACACAAGAAAAUACAAAUUGCCAGGAGGAAAACUACCUGAAGACUGGAGAAGCGACGAUUCUGAUUGGGAAUCUUCUGACGAGGAAUACAAAAGAAAACUCAAGCAUAGUAAGAAAGAGCUAGAUGAUGGGGACAUCGAUCUUUUCCGACACAGGAUAAUAGAGUGGGAAAAAGAAAAUGGAAAAUCUGCAGAUGACGUCAUCAACAUGGACUCUGAUCAGUACCACGAGUUUGACAGUGGAUUCAAGAUCCCAUUGGAACUAUGGGAUAAACUUUACAACUACCAACGAGUGGGAGUGAGAUGGAUGUGGGAGCUAGAUCGCCAGUGUUGCGGAGGCAUUCUGGGAGAUGAAAUGGGUCUUGGAAAAACCAUACAGAUGAUAGCGUUUUUGGCUGGACUACAUUGCAGUCAGAUGAAGGACAGAGAUACUGGUUAUCGAGGUCUUGGGCCUUCUAUAAUUGUCUGCCCCACUACUGUGAUGCAUCAGUGGGUCAAAGAGUUCCAUAAGUGGUUCCCAUUUCUUCGAGUCGCCGUCCUUCAUGAUUCAGGCACUUAUACUGGCAAGAACAAGGAAGAUAUGGUGCAAAAGUUGUAUCGUUCGCAGAGAGGCAUUCUGAUACUGAGUUACACUGGAGCCGUUCAUUUCAAAGAAAUGUUGACUACCAGAAGAUGGCACUAUGUUAUACUUGACGAAGGACACAAAAUAAGGAAUCCAGACGCACAGGUGACGCUAGUUCUGAAGCAACUAACAACGAGUCAUAGGCUUUUACUGACAGGUUCGCCAAUGCAAAACAAUCUGAAGGAGCUGUGGUCGUUGUUUGAUUUCAUAUUUCCUGGCAAACUUGGAACUUUGCCUGUUUUCAUGGCUGAAUUUGCCGUUCCAAUCACGCAGGGCGGCUAUGCGAAUGCAUCUGAAGUUCAGGUGGUUACAGCCUACAAAUGCGCAACAGUGCUUCGCGACACGAUAUCGCCGUUCCUGCUGCGGCGAAUGAAGGCAGACGUGAAGGCCGGCGUGAAUCUGCCCGACAAGAACGAACAGGUUCUGUUCUGUCGGCUGAGCGACGAACAGCGAGCCCUGUAUAAAUCUUACGUCGGCUCAGACGAGGUUGAACGCAUUCUACGCGGACACAUGCAGAUAUUCCUCGGCCUCAUCGCGCUCAGGAAGAUCUGCAACCACCCGGACUUGUAUUCGGGCGGACCCAAACUCUUUCAAGGAGAAAGUGAAGAUAAACUGCCUGAAACCGAACGGUAUGGACACUGGAGUCGAUCUGGGAAAAUGAUUGUUGUCGAAACUCUGCUGAAAUUGUGGAAGAAACAGAAUCAUCGUGUUCUGCUGUUCACUCAAGGCACACAGAUGCUUUGCAUUCUGGAGGCUUUUGUGAAGAGCUGCGGCUAUAAGUACCUGAAGCUGGAUGGCAGUACUUCGAUUUCAGCCCGACAACCUCUUAUCGACAAAUUCAAUCAGGACACGUCGUACUUUGUGAUGGUGUUGACGACACGCGUGGGUGGCCUGGGCGUGAACCUGACGGGGGCCAAUCGCGUGGUGAUCUUCGACCCGGACUGGAACCCGGCCACCGACACACAGGCCAGGGAGAGGGCCUGGCGUAUCGGACAGACCCAACCUGUCACCAUCUAUCGGCUCAUCACGGCUGGCACCAUCGAGGAAAAGAUGUACCAUCGACAAAUAUUCAAACAGUUCCUAUCCAAUAAAGUGCUGAAAGACCCUCGCCAGAGGAGAUUCUUCAAGUCCAACGACCUAUUCGAACUGUUCACUUUGAAAGAGACUGAAACGGAGGGCAGCACUGAAACAUCAGCUAUUUUUGCUGGAACUGGCUCUGAGGUAAAGCUUGAUCCAAACAAACGAUAUCGCAGCGCCAAAAAAGAAAUAAAACCGAGAGAAGAGGCUGAAAACCCAUCGUUAACGUUUUCGAAGAAGAAAAUUGAGCACAUGAAAAAACUUGCUCAACAAUUGAGUAUGAAGCUUGGGGGAAUGAGCUCUAAACCACAAGCUCAAGAAGCCUCCUCUACUGAUGUAAAUAAUUCAUUGAAUCCUGUAAAUAAUGUAGAUGAAUCAACAAAUGUAAAUAGUACAUUGAGUACUGUAGGAUCUUCAAAUGUAAAUGAAUCAACAGAUGUGAAUAGUAAGGUUCCUGAUGUAGAUGUUAAUGUAGAAGAGAGUUUGAAAGAAAACGAGACAAGUAGUAAGUUUGAAGAAGAUAUUGAGAAUAAGAAUGUACAUAGUAAUGUUUCUGUAAAGAAAGAAAAGUGUGCUGUGAAAAUUGAUACUACCAAAGAAGACUUGAGUGAGAUGGAAAGUAGUUGUAGUAGUGUAAAAGCAAUUGUGAUAAAGAAGGAGAAAAUGGAGGAAGCAUCAACGUCAAAAGAGAAUGACGAUAACCAAAGUCUGAAGAGGAAACAUCGCAAACACAAGAAGCACAAAAAGCAUAAGAGAUUCAAAGAUGUAGAAUUUGAAGGUGAAACUGUUCCUCAUCUAGUGCAACACCAAACCUCUUCUGGAUCGAAACCUGAAGAUGAAGAAAGUAGAAACCUCGCUUCUCAAGACGAAUAUGUGCUCAAGAAAUUGUUUGAUAAGUCUGGUCUGCAAACGGCAAUGAAACACGACUCGAUAAUGGAAGGUGGGCCUUCGGACUACGCGAUCGUGGAGUGUGAAGCGGAGAAAGUGGCCAAGGAGGCAGUGGAGGCCCUCAAGAAGUCCCGGCGAGAGUGCUGGGCAGCCUCGUCAGGAGUGCCAACCUUCACCGGCCAGAAUGGAGCCAUUAGAUCAAGAUUUGCACCGAAAAAGGUUGCAAGACCGGGCUCUGUGUCUACAUCCAGUGCUGCUGCAAAUUCCGCCUUGACCAUGUCUUCAGCCGACCUCAUCAAGCGCAUCCGAGAACGCAACCUCAUGAAACUGCCCGAGGACAGCGACAUCAGACUAUUGAAUGACAUCAGAGAGUUCAUCCUAGCCAAUGGCGGCACAGCUCUUACUGAUCAGCUCAUCAACAAGUUCCAGGCUAGACUCCCCGCGGGCAAAAGUCCAGUUUUCAAGUCCCUGCUCGCUAAAAUAUCGGUUUUCUACAGAGCGCCCGAUAAAAAAGGUUACUGGACAUUGCGAGAUGAGUUUUCCUGGUGAAAUUGUUAUGUUUUCUAUUCAUUUUCACAAAUUACCACUCGUAAAAAUAUCUGAUUCCAGGUUCCAAUUGAAUUGAAUGUAUAGUAACAUUCCAAAAACAACUGACAAGCAGACAGGGUAUAGUUACAGAAGCAUAAAAAUGCAUAAUACAAAAAAUAAAACAAAUCAUUUAGUGCUGAAAAACAUUGUCAAUAGAGUAGUAUGCCUUAUCAAUUAAUUUCUUUUCUAACAACCCUCUGAACUUUCUAGCAUUGUUAAUGUUUUCUUCAAAGCGCACGAUGAGGGACAUUGCGAGAUGAGUUUUCAUUGUGAAAUAACUCUUAUUAUUCUAUUUUCAAGCUCAUUGUUAUACGUCCAGUAUGAAUUCAAUGUCUGAAAAUAGACUUUCUACUUUAAAAAUUGGUGAGAUAAUUAUUCCAUGAAAAACCCCAAACAAUUUUCAAGCUUGUAAGAUUAUUUUCAAGAUUGGAUUCAUAAUGAAUUCCAAUCCUAUUGAAGUUUAAUUAAAUUCAAAUUAACAUUUAUUAUGUGUUCAAUCUUCCAAAAUGAUCGCACGAAUUUAAAAUCUCUUUGUGAUCUCUUUAUGGAGAACGCACAUUGUUAUAGUUUUGUGUAGACUGUUACAAUAGGCAGUGUUAUAGGUUAUUUGACAAGUAUGUUUAUAUUGAUUCUCUGACUGUUAAUAAUAAUUGUAUCGAUGUUAAAUAAAUAAAUAUUUAGGUAUUAAUAGGACUAUACUAUCAGAUAUAUAUUCUAAUGUGUGACCAAAUGGCAAUGCUACAAUUCCCUCACUAUGCAUUUAGAAAUAUGUUCUAUCAUUUCCCCAUUGUGGAAUUAAUUGAAAUGUAUAAUAAUUAUUGGUUUCAGAGUAGAAUGAAAUUUUAUCAAUUUGCAGAUGGAUGCAUUCUUGUUGAAUUAAGAACCAAGUUCAAAACUUAUUUUUAUUUUUCAAAUUUUUGAAAAUUAGUAGAUUUUUGCCAUAUUAUGCUGGUCACUCACACAAGGCAGUGUUCUAGGUUGUUUGACAAGUUGUAUGUUAAUUGAUUCUCUGACUGUUAAUAAUUAUUGUACCAAUGAUAAUAUAAAUAUUAUAUUUAGUAUAAUAUAAAUAUUAUACCUAAAUAUUUAGGUUAGUAUAGGACUAUCAGUUACAUAUUCCCCAGAUUCAUAAUAUUCUGUGUGUAGAUGACACAAGCUGGUAGCUCACAAUUCUUGUACCACAUUAUAACAAUAAUUUUGAGGUAAAUCCGACCACAAGUAAUUUAUAUUCUCUUUUUCUUCGUGUAGUAGUGAUAGUAAAAGCCAUAUUGUAGUAGUUAUUCAUGUCGAUUUAAAACACUUUAUUAUAUUUGUAAGUAAACAUUUCAAGAUGUAAGUUAACACGUCAAAGAACAUCUCGUAGAUCUGACGAGCAUAAAUGAACAACAUGAGUGUUUAAUUUGUUUCAUAUUUUUAUUCUUUUCAAUCAGAUUUAUAAUCUGAAUCAAGUGAUUCAGAGAAUGUAAGAUAAAUGAAUGGAAGAAGGAUACGCAUUAAUUUAUUGACAUGAUAGCAUUUCAAAACCAGAUUGCCUAUGUAAGGAGAUACUUAAAUUUUAUAUACUGCUAGUACAGUAUAUAUAAGGGAAUUGAGUUACAAAUGGAUGUUAAAAGCUUAGACCAAUUAUAUCUCAUCCAUGUCUUGAGUUGAAUGGGACCGAUUAGUCUAUGUGGAAAUUGAGUACAGUAGACCUGGUUCAGUAAAUUAGUGUUUACAUUAAACUUUCUGAUUCACUUUCAGUUGUAGUAAAGAUGUUUGAUAUGUAAAUGACGUAUAAAAGUAUAUUUCUGUAAAUCAAAUUAAAAUUGUAAGAUUCAAGAUUGAGCUUAAUCUAUUCAAUUUGAAGUUUUCAAGUGAGUGGUAACAUGAAAUAUGUUUAAGAAUACAUUCUCAACAGGUAUGAAUCUUUGUUGGAAAUUCUUCCCUCUCUCAGUUUAUUGUCACAAUCAUGUCACAUACACUGUUCGUCUCAUAAGCUACAACAUAUUUAUAGAAUAUUUUAUUUUUUUUUGAAUCAGGUUAGGUUUUAUUUAACGGUUAUCAUUGUUUGUUUUGUGAACCAUUCCAUUCUGUUAUCAUUGUUCAUUGAUUAUUUUGGUUGAAAGUUAAUUUCUCAAGUCGCAUUUCUUGAAUCAGGCCAGGUUUUAUUUAACGUUUAUCAUUGUUUAUCUUGUGAACCAUCUUAUUCUGUUAUCAUUUUACAUUGUUUAUUUUGGUUGAAAGUUAAUUUCUCAAGUAUCACAUUUUUUUCACUUAUGCUUCUUUGAGUAGUAUAAUAUUAGUAAGCAUUCAAGUUGGGAGUGUCUAUGACUCAACACUUAAUUAGGAAGUAAUCUGUAAUCGUUGAUGUAAUAAUAUUGCAUUUGAUUUUAGUUUUCACUUUCAUGAUAAUAAUAUUAUUUUUGAAAUGUGUUUCUCGAUAUUUUUGUAUUUUUCUAUGUAUUUUAUGUAUAGUGUAUAGCCUAAAUCUAUAAUAAAUCCUUGUUUCUUA